Psylliodes chrysocephalus is the source of this 1590-nucleotide messenger RNA. The record is from the annotation of a GenBank genome assembly. NCBI's taxonomy places the organism in Eukaryota, Metazoa, Arthropoda, Insecta, Coleoptera, Chrysomelidae.
AGUUGAACACCCAAAUUUGAUGAUUAAAUAGCUUAUUGUUAGAAUUAGUUUGGAUAAGUGAAUCAAACAAUAAUUAUUUUAAAAAGUUGCUGUGUAGGAGUGGAGGUAUUUUUGUCAGAUAGGUUUUUAAAAAUGAUGAAAACCUGUCCUGGAAUAAUUCGCAUUUGUCUGUCUCCGAUCGCCAUUUCCAUAUUUGGUCGAAGGUCAGCCAGCGAUUGUUGACAAUUCUGACUUUGACAAUUCUAUGACAUUUGAUCAAUUUAGAAGUUUAUUGUCGUUAAUAAAAUAGGUCAUAAAUUUUUUUAACAGUAUCAAUUUCAGUGCGUUUUGGUGCAUUUUGAGUCAACAUAUUCAAUUAAUCAUUAUGGAUGACCAUCUCGGUGCAAGAACUUUAAAGCAACACAAGAAAAUCCCCAUAUACAUAGUAGAAAAUCACCACGAGGUCGUACCUUUCAUCCAAAAAAACAUAGGAUCCAAACAUCUACCCGUGAGUGGAUCUACAUUCGUCCAUUUUGAUUCUCAUCCAGAUAUGCUAAUACCCAUUGAUAUGCCUGCUGGGUACGUUUUUGAUAAAAAUAAGCUAUACGGGAGUCUUAGUAUAGAGAACUGGAUGAUGCCUCUAGCAUACGCUGGUCAUUUAGGACAUUUGAUAUGGAUCAAACCACCAUGGGCUCACCAGAUCGAAGAUACCAGUCAAACUUUCAAUAUCGGACGAGUUAAAGCUUCUGGUACCAUUAGACUCGAUUGUAAAGAAACGUAUUUUGUAUCAGAAUGCUUAUACGAGCAUCAAAAGAAUUUGAACGAUAUAAAAAGUGUACAACUAGACGUGGUGACUUUAGGAAAUUCUCUAACCGAAGGUAGCGACGAUUUUGGUAAAAUUAGAACGCUGGUAUCAAAAUCGGACGUCCCGUUAAUCUUAGACGUCGAUUUGGACUUUUUCAGCACAGGUAAUCCAUUUAAAAGGAUGUACGAAAAGGCUGAUCUAUAUGCCAAACUUAAAAAAAUAUACUACUACGAAUCACCGUCAUCAAAAGAUGAUGAAGUUAUUAACAAGGCUGUUAGAGAUAGAAAGACGCAAAUUCUGAAACUUGAAACCAUUUUCCUUUACCUCGAGAAGCAUAGAAAAAUGCCAGCGCCAGAUGAAUCUUGUUUGUUAUGGAAACAAGUAGAUGAAUUGAGGAAGACCGUGGUAGAAAACUAUGAGGAUAAGGAUAUCGAUUGGUUGAUGGUGCAUGAUGCUGGUUGUACCUGCGACGAAACAGAAUUGCCAGAACACAUAUCGACGCCUGAAGAGUUGGAUAUUAUGUUCGAAAGUUUCAAAAAUUUCUUGGAAGCUCUGCCGCGCACUCCUGUCAUCGUAACUAUUUCAAGAUCUAGUGAAGAUGAUUAUACUCCGUUUGAGAGUGUGGAGAUGAUACAGGAAAAGGUUCUUGGUUAUUUGAAGGAAAGAUUCGAAUGUGCAGAGCCGGUGCUGAAUUAUUUAGAAAAAGUUACCGAUUAGGUUUGGACAAAGGUGUCAUUUGUUAAUUUAUAUGGCGAAAUUAGAUAAUUUAAUUGAUAUAAAUGAAUAAAUGCGAAAUUUAAACUCUU